AUGGCCGCCGACACAGCUGUCUUCCACGGCAUUAGCCCUCCUCGACUGAGUGCCGAGGACUUUGAGACGGCCUCUAUCCGCUCCGCUGCUCCUUCUUACGUCUCCGAGGCCCCAUCAUACCAUACCCUCCCACCCAACGAAGUGCUGCCGGCCUACACUUCUUCAGCAGCCGCAACAUCAUCAUCACAGGCCUCGCGACCAUCUAGCGCCACAGCAAGACAGUACACCUCCAUGCUCCCUCCCCGGAUGGGGAACUUCACGCCAGGCGCCGGUCUACCUCCUAUCCCACGCCGCGCAGAGAAUUCUUCCACGCCUACCUUAUCCCAAUUUCACAUCGCGCCUUGGUCCUCCAUCGGCAGCGGGAAUCCCCAGGCAAGGCACUACCAGAGCGUGGCGAGCCGACGUGUAGCAGCGGCCGCCUCUUCUUCUGCUAGUGGUCCUUCUUCGUCUGUUGAGGGUGCGUUGCGCGCAGCUAUGACCCGCAUCCAGGCCGCUAACGAUGCAACGAAUAUGAUUAGCAGCGAGGAGGACGACAGUCUCGUUCGACCUCUCGAGGAUCCGUACCUCGUCGGCGAGGAGGCGGCCGCGAGAGCUCGGAGCGAACGGCUGGCGAGGAAACAUGGCGAGGAUAUACUGAUUCAUGAGGAUAGGCAUUGGGAUUUGUGGUUAGGUAUGCAUGACGAUUUCUCCAUUAUCUAUUUUCCAUUUUCCGUUAACUAA
This is a messenger RNA of Xylaria bambusicola, 720 nucleotides long. RefSeq lists its product as uncharacterized. The record is from RefSeq and is a predicted model, not a curated record. NCBI's taxonomy places the organism in Eukaryota, Fungi, Ascomycota, Sordariomycetes, Xylariales, Xylariaceae. Bases 1 to 720 code for a protein of 239 amino acids. The transcript has 2 exons.